Messenger RNA from Cephus cinctus (wheat stem sawfly), 1896 nucleotides. RefSeq lists its product as uncharacterized. The record is from RefSeq and is a predicted model, not a curated record. NCBI's taxonomy places the organism in Eukaryota, Metazoa, Arthropoda, Insecta, Hymenoptera, Cephidae. The transcript has 8 exons. The coding region runs from base 300 to 1619 and encodes 439 amino acids.
UGUAAAAGCUUCCCACAGUUGAUAGGACAUGCGAUUGUGUACGUAUGACACAAUCGUGCCGGUGUUUAACCUCCGACUAAUAACAGGGCAAUUCGUCUUCUGGCCUUUUAAUGUGCCGUACAUUCCGGCGCAGAUGAUAACAGAACACAUGUAAGCCGAUAACUUUUUUACAGUCUUGACAAGUUUAGGGCGCAGUUAACGGUCCUUUCUUGAGAUCGCGCCCUUAACAGGUAUUGCAUUAUACUCCCAUCUAUCAUAUUGGCCCUGCUGCCAUUUCUAAGAGACGAGCGAACAAUCGAAUGUUUCUGGUGCGAGCUCGAGAUUUUCAUGUUUGCGCAAAAUUCAAUACCUACAUCUUUUUCAAUUAUUCCUUGAAAAUGACUGCUCGGACGUUGUGUUUGUUCGAAAAUUCGAAGGAGAACAAUAAGACAUUCAAUUCUAUGAUAGACUGUACGGUUCACGAUUUGAUCGAACUUCCCAGAACCUGGAGUACCAAUCUACCCAGAAGACACUGGCAAAUCAGAACAAAUCAUGCAAAGAUUCUUUUCCCUGAAUCGAUGCCAAAUAUGGUCUUAUCUACCAGAGAGGCUCGUUUCUAUUGGUACUUGUACUCGUCGAUGUCGAAGCAUCAGCUCUCUUAUCAAAGGACCCUGAACUCCGUCUUUUUGAAGGCACUAAACAAAAUAUUACGGAAGAGAAUAUUAUUCUCAGAAAUAACGAUCUCAAGAGAACUGUUACGAGCCGACGCCUUCGACGAAUCGAGCAGAAGGUUCAUGAUAAAUCAGCUAGAAAGCCAGCAGACCAAUUUGAAAUCUUUGUGUCUGGAGGAUCUGAGACUUAAAAGAAUCGAGGGAGUCCGACUGCUAUUGUCGCUUGUAAAUUCGAGUAAAACUAUGAGAAGUUUAUAUUGCUGGAAAAUCUUCGAGACGAACGUCGGUCCCUUGCGCAUUGCGAGUACGCAUCCUUCGGGCUCGAAAACCUGCAGAGAUAUUAUUGGGGGGAAGUCAAAUUGGUUCAAAGCGAUAAGCUCCUUCGAGAAACUGACCACCCUGUCGUUGAACUACGCCUACCUGGCUACGCCGACCGGAGACUUGCUUAUCGGUUUGGCAAAAAAACUUGGCUCGCAAUGGCAGUGGUUGCAAUUACUCUGUCCCGAGGAUGAAAUUCCGGUAAUGGCUGAUCCUAACGAGAUUGUGAGGGUAUCCGCAAUGCCUGAUGUCGCUUGGAGAGAAACUCGACUCUGGGCUCCCGCUCUUAAAGUUCAAUACGUUUUCAUUGACAUUCCGAAAUAUGAUAUGCACAAGAGAUUUUACACUGAAGCUACACCGAUCCAUACGUUUGCUUUAAGUACGGGUACCAUUAUAUGUUCCAAGCAACCUUGGCAUUUGGAUUGUACGAUAAAAACCAUUUGCAAGUGGUACCCUAAAACUUUGGUUCAUUUGUACCUGCAAUUAUGGCAUCAUCGAGAAAGAUUGGACACUCAACUAAAGAAAUUGUUUCCUAGCUUACCACGAAUGGAAAUUUUCGAAUUUGUCGGUGAAAUUCAAACUCUCAGAACCCUCUGCGCGAUGUGCUGUCAGAUACGUGAAAAGAAAUGCAGUAAGUUUUAUUUUUAUUAGUAAAUUACAAUUGAUCCAGCCAGUUACUGCGAGCAGAAGCCUUAAAAUGAUAUUCCCUUGCAAAUAUGUUAUAUUAGGCGUGAAUCGCGUGAGUAUACAAUUGCAAGAAGCCAUAGGUGUAAAAGUGGACCAAGAAAAGUGGGAAAAGAGCAUUGAAUGUCUUUUAUGCUGCUUCAGAGAAGAUUUCGUUCGGAUGAACGUACGGUUUGAGGUUAGCCGUUAUCCUUGCUAAUGUAUUAAAAAAAAAAAAAAUUAUAAUUGGAAGGAGCUAGAACGA